AUGGCAAAGGAGUGUUGGUCCAGAAUGAACAAAGUGAUCAAUCCUGAUGGUUAUUCAUCCUUUGCUGAUUGGAUACAUGACAAUAUUAAGGCUCUCCACAAGGAUGAUCUUUCUCUAUUAAUUUUACUGUGUUGGAAUAUUUGGCAGAGAAGAAAUGACAAAGUCUGGAGGAGGGUUUCUACUUCUACCCUGCAGAUUAUUGAGAGAACCUUUGCUUAUCUGGAUGAAUGGAGGAAAAUCACUGGAAAUGAUUGCAUUGUUGCUUCUGCCAAUGGAGGGUUCACUGUCAAAUGGUUUAAGCCUCAUCCUGGUUGGACCAAACUAAAUGUUGAUGUUGCUCUUGUUGUUACUGGUGGAAAGAUGGGCUUUGGGUGGAUUCUAAGAGACGAUCAAGGGCUGUUCAGAGGGGCUAAAUGCACUCCUUGGAGGGGUGCUUUCUGA
Molecule: messenger RNA, 441 nt
Organism: Ipomoea nil (Japanese morning glory)
Lineage: Eukaryota; Viridiplantae; Streptophyta; Magnoliopsida; Solanales; Convolvulaceae
Exons: 1
Coding region: 1-441 (146 amino acids)
Source: RefSeq, a predicted model, not a curated record